This is a messenger RNA of Ichthyophthirius multifiliis, 2388 nucleotides long. RefSeq lists its product as hypothetical. NCBI's taxonomy places the organism in Eukaryota, Ciliophora, Oligohymenophorea, Hymenostomatida. Gene Ontology annotation, molecular function: calcium-activated cation channel activity. Gene Ontology annotation, cellular component: plasma membrane. The record is from RefSeq and is a predicted model, not a curated record. The transcript has 9 exons.
AUGAAUUAAAUAUAAAUUUAAAAACCAUAAAAUAAUUUAGUAAAUAAGGCAAGUUUUCAUUCUUUUAAUAAUGAUGAAGAAAAAUAAAAUAAAUAAUCUCCUAUUUUACUUUAAAAAUUUGAAUCUGCUUCACUUUAAUCUUAUAAUUCUAAAAAAAAUAGAAAAAAAAAGCACUCAUAGUAACAUAAUCAUGAUGAUAACUAUGACUAUCUUAAAAUACCUCCAAAUUGGGAUUUAGCUAAAUUACAUGCUAAAUCUAGAGAAACAAAACCUGAAAUUGGCGAUGAAAACUAAAUUCAAGAUAUUUGUUAAUGUUGUGGUUAUGAAAUAAAUCGAAAACCAAUAAACCUUUGGGUAAAUUUAAUAGAUAUAGGCUUUUUAGGACCAGGAUUUCCUUUAUUUUAUAAUUAUUUAAAGAACUGUGUAGUUAUGUUGACCUUUUUAUUCUUAAUAUAAGGAAUUCCAAAUAUAAUAAUACAUAGCUAGGGUACUUUUUGUCAUUCAUCUUCUUUAAAAGCCUUUAAGCAUUCAGAACAAUAAAAAGAACAUCCGAAAAAGAAAUUUAUAGAAUAUUGUGUUGAAAAUAGUGUGGUGAAAUAUUCUUUAGCUAAUAUAAUAAAUUAGUAAGGUCAUGAAAGCUUUGCAAUAUGGUCUUUAUUGGCUAUGAUUGUGUAACUUAUAUUAACUGUUUAUUUCCGAAAAUAACAAAAAGAUAUGGAUAAUGUUGUCGAUGAAGAAAAUGUUACUCCGGCAGAUUAUUCAGUUUUUGUGGCAAAUAUCCCUAAAGAUCUCCCUAAUACAAAGAAGGAAAUAUAGAAAAUUUUCGAAGAAGAAUCAGUAUAGGGAAAAAAAGUUUAGGUUACUAAAGUAGUUUUAGUUUAUGAUAUUAAGGAAAUUUUAUUACUCGAAGAAGAAAUAGAUGAAAAGAUUAAAGAUAAAUAAAAUAUUUUGAAUGAUAAUUUUGAUCUGAAAAACCCUAAAGUGCUUGAAAUUGAUGUUGAAAUACAUUAUUUGCACUCUUAAUUACAUAAUUUAUAACAUAAUAUAGAAAAUGAUUCAAAUAAAUUUACUGGAUAGGCUAUUAUUUGUUUUUAAACUGAAUAAUUUAAUUAUUUCAAAGGAGGUGCUUCGGAAAAAUACUAAGAUUCUUUAUAUGUAAAAGAUCGUCAUUUAUAUAUAUAAUAAGCCCCAGAACCUGCUGAAAUAGACUGGGAAUAUAUUCAUUCAACUACAAAAGAGAAAAUAAUAGCUAGAACAAUUGCUAAUUUAGCUACUUUACUUUUAACAAUUUUUACUUUUAGUGUUAUUGCUUUAUUGUCGUAUCUAUAAUCUUUAAUGAUAGAUCAUGCUUAUGAGAAAUUAUUUGAACAACAACUACAUAAUAAGGAUAAGAAAAUCGUUGAUAGGGAAAAAUGGUCUACUAAAACAAGCUUGAAUAUAUCUUUUGCAAUUAAACUUACUCUUUCAUUAUUUACUAAUACUGCACUGAUUACUUUUUUUGUAGAAAUUAUCUUUUUCAAGAAUUAUUAUGGAAUUGGAGGAGGAAUGAUUCUAGGAGAAUAUCUUGUAUUUAUUAAUAAUGCAAUUAUUCCAGGUUUGGCAUGGAUUAUUGACCCUUGGAGUAUAGCUAAAAAUUAUUAAAGAAAUAAAGAAUUAGCUAAAGGUGAUAAAUCUACUCUUACUUAAAAAUAAGCUAAUAUACUUAUGGAACAUCCAGAUUAUGCUAUGGGAAAAAGAUAUGCUGAUGUAAUGAAAACUAUGUGGUUUACCUUCUUUUAUUCACCUGCUAUUCCUAUGGCAACUUUAUGGUCUAUUUUAGGAAUUAUUAUUUAUUAUUUUGCGGAUAAAUAUAAUCUUAUUUAUAGAAGAACUGUUAAAGAAAAUAUUGGAAAGGGACUAACAUUUGAAAUGAUUGAAAUGAUUGAAUACUGCAUUCUAUUACAUUGUGUAUUUUAAAAUAUAUUAUUUAAAUUAAUUAUAUCUUUUAUUUUUAUAUAAUUUUUUAAAAAAAGUUUGGAAAUUUUUUUUUUAAAUAUUAAUUAUUUUAAUACUUUGACAUUCAUAAUAUCAUUAUGUUUAUUGUUGCUUUAAUUGUUUUAAUGUUACCUAUGCAAGAUUUUAAUGAUUUCAUAUUUAAAAAUCAAGGUGAAUAGGAAAUUAAUAAUUAUGAUGAUGUUUAAAUGUUUUUUGAUACGGACUAUGAUAGAGAAAAUCCUGUUACAAAAUAAAAAGCCUUAAAAAAAGUAUUAACAUAAAGAAGUAUUAAUAUAUAUAAAAAUAUAUAUAAAUAUAUAUAUAAUUAUAUAUAUAUAUAUAUUAUAUUUAUAUUUAUAUAUUUAUUUACUUAUUUAAAUUUUUAAUAUUAGCUACUACUAAAUUAGAAUUUGA